Medicago truncatula (barrel medic) is the source of this 1014-nucleotide messenger RNA. Its product is annotated as F-box protein At1g47056. The record is from RefSeq and is a predicted model, not a curated record. Lineage: Eukaryota; Viridiplantae; Streptophyta; Magnoliopsida; Fabales; Fabaceae. Gene Ontology annotation, cellular component: SCF ubiquitin ligase complex. The transcript has a single exon. Gene Ontology annotation, biological process: SCF-dependent proteasomal ubiquitin-dependent protein catabolic process. Bases 1 to 1014 code for a protein of 337 amino acids.
AUGGAAAGACAAACAAAAAGAAGAAGAAAGACUCUCAAUUCUUCUUUACAACAACAAAUCAUCGCUUCUUCCAUUCAAACAAGAAGCAAAACAAGGAGUCUUGUAAUUGAUUUUUACUUUCCUGAUGAAUGUUGGGAAUUUGUCUUCAAAUUCCUCAUCAACUAUGGUAAUAGCGAUGGCAACAACCGUUUGUACUUGAGAUGUCUCUCCUUUGUCUCUAAACAGUUCUUAUCCAUCACCAAUCGUCUCAGAUUCUCACUCAAUAUCUCGAAUUCAACACGCCCUUUACUUCCUCGCCUUUUCCAAAGGUUCACCAACCUCACCUCCCUCAAUCUUACGCACUUUCGUGGAGACUUAGACGCGCUGCUUGCUGAAAUUAGUUGUUUUCCAUUGAACCUCACAUCACUCGAUCUCUCCCAAAAACCCACCAUUCCCGCAAAUGGGUUGCGAGCUUUCUCCCAAAACAUUACAACUUUGACCUCUCUCACCUGUUCCUUUACUAAAUCUAUCAAUUACUCUGACUUGUUCCUCAUGGUAGAUUGUUUCCCCAAUUUGCAGAUGCUUGAUUUGAGAUAUUCCUACGAUGUAUCUGAAGAAGCUGUUGUUCAUGUUUUAAGGACAUGUUGUAACAUUAGACAUUUGAACUUAACCCGCUGUUCAAGAGUGAAGUUACGUACAUUGAACUUUAAAGUUCUCAAACUGGAGGUGUUGAACUUGUCAUUUACAAGAGUUGAUGAUGAAGCACUUAAUGUGAUUUCAAAGAGUUGUUCUGGGCUUUUGCAACUGUUGUUGUUUUAUUGUAGUGAUGUCACAGAUAAAGGAGUGAAUCAUGUGGUAGAAAACUGCACACAACUUAGAGAGAUCGAUUUGGGGGGUUGUGAUAAAGUGCAUGCAAAUGUUGUUGCCUCAAUGGUACAUUCACGGACAUCAUUGAGAAAGAUAGGAGCUCCACCUGGUUUUGAUUUGAGUGAUACGGAGAAACUCUUCUUGCACCAUGGAUGCUAUGUUUCGUAG